This is a messenger RNA of Solanum pennellii, 1368 nucleotides long. RefSeq names its product mediator of RNA polymerase II transcription subunit 19a-like. Lineage: Eukaryota; Viridiplantae; Streptophyta; Magnoliopsida; Solanales; Solanaceae. The record is from RefSeq and is a predicted model, not a curated record. Bases 222 to 995 code for a protein of 257 amino acids. The transcript is spliced from 6 exons. Gene Ontology annotation, cellular component: mediator complex. Gene Ontology annotation, biological process: positive regulation of transcription by RNA polymerase II. Gene Ontology annotation, molecular function: transcription coregulator activity; transcription factor binding.
UCCAGGUCUAUUUUUCCCCCAAUUAACAUCUCACCUCGGCGAAAGAGGAAUUAGGGUUUUAAUAGCAUCUCAAUUGGAGGGCAAAAUAGAUUUGUGCUUCGCCGGAACCCUAAUUUGCUUCUCCGAUCACUCUGUCAGAUUGAGUGGAUAAUUGUGGACAUUGUCUUACCUACCAAUACUUCCCAGGAAAUGAUGCUCUAUCUUAUGCUGGGCGCUAAUUGAUGGAUCCAGACAGCAAGAAGUUUGGAAGAGGGCCAAGAGAGCUUGCAGGUGCUGUGGAUCUUAUUAAUCACUACAAGCUGUUGCCUCAUCACGAGUACUUCUGCAAGAAGCCUCUUCCAUUGUCAAUUUCAGAUACACGCUACCUUCACAAUGUUGUGGGAGACAGAGAAAUUAGGAAAGGGGAAGGGAUGCAGUUGGAUCAGCUUAUACAUGAUACGUCUUUUUUAAAAGAGACAAAUUCACGCAUCCAACCAUUUGAGUUAGAUGCUCUUAAUGAAGCUUUUCAACUACGUGAAGCAGCUCCAAUUGUUCUGCCUCCGUCUGAAAAAGGGAUCCCCACUGUAGCUGGAAAGUCUAAAAGUGAGUCGAAAGACAAGGAGAAGAAGCAUAAGAAGCACAAGGAUAAAGACAAGGAGAAGGACAAAGAGCAUAAGAAGCACAAACACCGUCAUAAAGAUCGAAGUAAAGACAAGGAUAAAGAGAAAAAGAAAGAUAAAACUGGCCAUCAUGAUUCUGGUGCUGACCUUUCAAAGAAACAUCAUGAAAAGAGAAAGAAGCAUGAGGGCAAGGAGGAUCUUAAUGAUGUUAACAAACACAAGAGAAACAAGUUAAGAAUUUGGAGGAAUCCUUUUCUUAUUGUAAAAUAUCUAAGGUACAGAUGUUCUUAUCCUACUAUAUCCGACACAUUGAAUAACUUCACGAGUCUUUCCAUCCAUGCCAUCUAUUAUAGAAGGUAUAUAUCCUAUUUGAUUCUGGAAGAAAAGAAAGACUAAUUAUUGACGUCAGAAGCUGUUUGCAGCCUGUUUUGUAGCCAUUAGGUGCCCAUGAGGUUCAUAUAUAUGACUUUAAGUAUUUCAGUUUGUGGAUUUUGAACAUUUGCAUUUGUUGGAUAAACAGCAGAUUCCUAAUUAUGGUCUUUUAGUGUUGCUUGUGCUUUUUAUCUGUAUAUAUUCUGUUGCAGACUGGAAGGGUUGCUGAGACACUAUUAAAACAUAAAAAAUAGAAGAGUUAGUAGACAUUUUAGAUACACAGAGUUAUUUGGCAUUGCAUUCUGCUGUUAGCGUCUAUUUUUGGCGUUUUCAACCUAGAGCACAUCAUAGUAUUAGUUACCUUUUGUGUUUCAUAAUGUUUCUGUUUCUCUUCUCC